Molecule: messenger RNA, 765 nt
Organism: Canariomyces notabilis
Lineage: Eukaryota; Fungi; Ascomycota; Sordariomycetes; Sordariales; Chaetomiaceae
Product: 60S ribosomal protein L2-like protein
Exons: 4
Coding region: 1-765 (254 amino acids)
Biological process (GO): cytoplasmic translation
Cellular component (GO): ribosome; cytosolic large ribosomal subunit
Molecular function (GO): structural constituent of ribosome; RNA binding
Source: RefSeq, a predicted model, not a curated record
AUGGGUCGCGUCAUCCGCAACCAGCGUAAGGGCCGUGGCAGCAUCUUCACUGCCAACACCCGCCUGCGGAAGGCCCCAGCGAAGUUCCGCACCCUCGACUAUGCCGAGCGCCAUGGCUACAUCCGGGGUAUUGUGAAGGAAAUCAUCCACGAUCCCGGCCGCGGUGCUCCCCUCGCCCGUGUCGUUUUCAACUCGCCCUACAAGUUCAAGAAGGUCACCGAGACUUUCAUUGCCAAUGAGGGCAUGUACACCGGCCAAUUCAUCUACGCCGGCAAGAAGGCCGCCCUGACCGUCGGCAACGUUCUUCCCCUGGCCUCCGUCCCCGAAGGUACCGUCGUUUCAAACGUCGAGGAGAAGGCUGGUGACCGCGGUGCUCUUGGCCGCACCUCCGGCAACUACGUCACCGUUGUCGGCCACAACCCCGACGAGGGCAAGACCCGCAUCAAGCUCCCUUCAGGCGCCAAGAAGGUCGUCAGCAGCAGCGCCCGCGGCAUGAUUGGUAUUGUUGCUGGUGGCGGUAGAACAGACAAGCCCCUCCUGAAGGCCUCUCGCGCCAAGCAUAAGUUCGCUGUCAAGCGGAACCGCUGGCCCAAGACUCGUGGUGUUGCCAUGAACCCCGUGGACCAUCCUCACGGUGGUGGUAACCAUCAACACAUUGGUAAGGCGUCGACAAUCUCGAGGUACGCUGCCCAGGGUCAGAAGGCGGGUCUUAUUGCUGCGAGGAGAACGGGUCUGCUGCGGGGUACCCAGAAGACGAAGGAGUAA